AUGUCUGCUGCACUACGCAAGGUCCUGUCCCGCCCUACCAACCCCGCCAUUCUCCCUAUCCCUCCCAGAACAACAGGAAACAACGUCCCGAAAUCCCUCCACAAAACCCGCCGGACCUGGGCGCCCAAUACUACCCGUGCGGACUGGGCGGUCUCGAUCCCCGCGGCGUUCAAGCCGGACGCGGUGCAGCUGGCGUAUGGAGGGGAGAGUAGCUCGGCGCCGGCGAAGCGGGGAGAACAUGUGUUGAAGGGAGUCAAGAUGCAGAUGAGGAGGAGGAAGGACGUGGAAAAGGCCGGUGGGAUCGAGGGGCUGCUGCUGUCGAGACCGGCAAAGCACCUGACGCCGUUCGGCAAGCAGCUGCGGUCGGCGCUGUUUGCAGAGCUGCAUCGUGUUCGGGCGGCGGCAGAGGCGGAUAGGGCGGAGAUGUCCCAGGGUCUCGACAAUUCGCCAUCACAUCCUCUUACCGCCGACUUGUCAAUACCAGCCCCAUCACACAUAUCGGAGCCACCAAUACCAUCGGCGACGGCGACGGAUGGCGGAGGGGAGGAGGCUAUUCUGACGGGAUCGGGAAUAUGA
Molecule: messenger RNA, 576 nt
Organism: Dioszegia hungarica
Lineage: Eukaryota; Fungi; Basidiomycota; Tremellomycetes; Tremellales; Bulleribasidiaceae
Exons: 2
Coding region: 1-576 (191 amino acids)
Source: RefSeq, a predicted model, not a curated record